Cladocopium goreaui is the source of this 1168-nucleotide messenger RNA. Lineage: Eukaryota; Dinophyceae; Suessiales; Symbiodiniaceae. The record is from the annotation of a GenBank genome assembly.
UGGAAAGCCCCAGCUCAGUGCUGCGCCAUGUCGCGGCUGGGUCGGAGUUGGAGGAGGCUCCUGACCCUUGGGCUGUUUGGCCUCUGCCUAGAUCUAGAGAAGCCAUUCAGCCAGCCGCCGGUUGCUGUGAGGGAUGCAGAGCCAACGGCCAGAAGAAGCAACGAUGAGUGGUUUUCCUUCGGCAACUCUGUAAUCAUCGUCGGAGCCACCGCCGGCGAGGCUUAUGAGGUUUACGCCAACUUGCAGAAUCACCCCGAGUGGUCCACCAUGUUGUCCCGUGUGGAGGUUCACAACAACGCUCGUUCCAGCACCUGGUCCCUGCAGGCCUUGGGUUUCUCCUUAUCCUGGACGGCAGAUAUCACUAGACAGGUCCCCUCGCGAUUGAUCAGUUGGGAGUCCACCAGCGGCUUGAAGAAUGCGGGCGUGGCCUCCUUUUCGCCGCUCAUGGUGAAGGGCUCACCCUCCUGCAGCGUUGCAGUGCAGAUGAGCAUCCGAGCGCCUGGAUUUCUAAGGCGGCUCUUCCAGUCGCGGCGCCUCAGUGCUUUGGCGGCCAGUGCCAUCAAGAAGGACUUGGAAGGCUUUCGCCAAGUGGUCCUGGCUCGAGCGACCACCAGCGCACUUGUCGGCGACGUCGCUGUCAAGCUGGCGCCCUUGACGAACCACACCUAUAAAGAUGGCCUUGGCUCCUGUCAGGUGCUGGUGGAAGGCAACGGCACUAUUGAGAUCCAGGUGCGUGGCUUUGGGACCAGCGAUUCCACCAAGAAAUUGCUGGAGGAUUGCGCCAAUGCCAUGGGCAAACUGGACGACAGACAAAGAUGUACAGCCGUGGUCGAUUUGACCAAAGGUGUUGGAUGUUCACCUCUAGCGGUGCCAACCAUCAUCAGCUUCCUGCAGCACAAUGGGGGCCGCAUCACACGAACGGCGGUGCUUGGGCCUCGACCCCUGAUGGCUUUGGCUCAGAUGAUCUCCAAAUUGGCCCGUCAGUCGGGCGUGGCCUUCUUUGUGGAUCGCGCUGAAGCGGAUCGAUGGUGCGCUGAAACCGAUGACGAGGCUGACCAGGUUUGAGUCGUCCACUUCGAAACGCGCGGUUUCUGAAUGCCCCGGCGAUUUUUCGUCUUUCGCCACGUUGGGCCAUAUUUCCAAAGAUUCCGUUGAGUGCAAACCUGGU